Molecule: messenger RNA, 2187 nt
Organism: Candidozyma auris
Lineage: Eukaryota; Fungi; Ascomycota; Pichiomycetes; Serinales; Metschnikowiaceae
Exons: 1
Coding region: 1-2187 (728 amino acids)
Cellular component (GO): nucleus
Source: RefSeq, a predicted model, not a curated record
AUGGUUUGUAGGGAACCGGGCUUGAAAAACCGAGAAACCACGCAUACUUCGUCAAGUACCAAACCAGUCAACCCUAAAACCCCAAAAUCGGCAAAAUCGGCUAAGCCCGCGGCAAACGCAAAAAUUACCACUCUGAAAUCGACGGUGUCACAGUCAAAGAAGCCAAAUCCAACGAAACAAAAACCCGAAAGCUUCUCAAAAGCGAAACACUCACAUUCCAAUAAGCCACAUACCAAUAAACCAAAUCCCCAUAAUCCAACUUCCCAUAAUCCUAAGUCGGCUAGUCUGAAGCAACCGAAACAAAAGGCUCAUCAUAACUCAAAGGCGAAACCCGUGAAACAUAAUAAGAAUCCAGGCGGUCUGAACCAGCCAAAUCAAAAGCCAGGAAAACCACCAAAAGCGAAACCAGUAAAAUCCCAAAAAGCAAAGCCAGUUGGUCUGAAGCAAACGAUGCAGAAGCCAGAGAAAACCCCAAAGGCGAAACCACCGAAAUCUGAAAAACCAACGGCAGGUAGUCCAAAACGAGUGAUACAAAAGCCUGGAAAAACCCCAAAAGGGACCCCCGCAAAUCUCAAGCAACCCAAGUCAAUUCGCCUGAAGCAAGCUAAACAGCACGUUGUAAAAUCGCAGAAAACGCAUCCCCCAAAACAUAUUAAAUCAAAGGUUGCUAAUCUGAAGCAUGCGAAACAAAAGCAUUCUCCAGGGCAGCAAAUCGGGCAUCAAUCGCCCAAAUAUUCUGAACUUGAUCAUCAUUCGUAUACUGCCUUUGAGAACCCAGAUUUUGGUUCCGUCAGCUAUGAAUUCGAAAUAACAAACGAACCAGAUCCUAGUAUACCCAUUGAUGACGAGUCAAAUUUACUGUGCUCACUGCCGGACGGGUCAGACGCGUCAGCAUUGGAUUAUGUUGAGCACUAUUCACCACUUCCAUCGGGAUCGCAAUCAGCGGAUGAUGAAGAAAAUGAUAUAAACGCGUACGAAAAUGAAGAGAUACAAAAUGUGAUGCCCAAUUCGAAUGACUUCGAGGAGCUUGCGGUACAUGAAAUGGAUUCAGAGCAAGAGACAGAUGACCACGAGAAAGAUGAUAACCGAGUUAUUCCGUCUUACAUCAUAGACUUUGAAGAACCAGAUGAGUCGAUAUUAUUCAGCAAUCAUGCAGAUUCCAAUAAUUCCUCGAGUCUGCACGAUUUUGAUAGAUCUACUGUGAAUCCAAAGAAGCGGCUAUCAGAAGACUAUGCCUCCUUUGAGAGGAAACGUCAGCGAAUGGAGAGAUUUUCAUCUCAAACCGACUCGCUUUUUAGUCCGCCACCUGCGCAGACUUUCAUUGAUACUAGCCAAGGUUUCAGAGGAACAUCUCAAUCACUAGAGAAGUCAUAUUAUAGACUCACUUCAGAACCGAAUCCUGCGAAUGUGAGGAAUGAGGAGGUGUUAAAAAAGUGCCUUCCAUACGUCCUCAUGAAAUUCUAUUCAUUGAAUCUUCUGUAUGCGUACAUCAAUGACCAACUUAAAGCAAUAAGACAGGAUUUGACCAUUCAACAUAUAAAAAAUGAACUUACAAUGCAUGUUUAUCAGACCCACGCCCGAAUUGCGAUAGAGAAUGACGACUUGGGCGAAUUUAAUCAAUGUUUGUCUCAACUUUUCAGUCUUUACAAAGCAAACGAUAUUCCAGAAAAACCAGAAUUCGUUCUAUACAGAAUAAUCUACAUGACGCUCACGGGAAAUAACACCGAGAUUAACAAAAUCAGGUAUAAGUAUGAGGGUGUCUCAGCCUCUCAGAUUGGAUCUAGCGGGGGUGAUCCUUUUAACGCUUGGAUUGAACCGGCGUUAACAUUUUCCACCGCCAUAAUAUGUGGUGAUUACUACAAUAUCUUCCGAUUGUACAGGCAAUUUGCGACUUACCGAUCAACCCGCUUGGCAUUUCAUUUGCUAAAUCGUCAUGUUGUCUCCAAGCAGCGAGUUAUGGCUCUUUCGACGAUGACAAAGUCCUUCAAAAGGCUCCCUUUGUCAUCGUUGGAAGAACAACUUGCAUUAGACGUGGAUGAUAUUGGCAUAUUGCAAUACUUGAAAUCUCACGGUCUCGAGCAUUGCCUUGCAGGAUCCGAUUUAGAGUGUACACCAUGCAAGCCUAUUGUCAUGUCCAUCCUCGAGCGUGGAGAUUACAGAAAAGUUGACAUCAAAGGGCAAGUCUAA